CAUCAGCUGCUCCUUCUGCUUCUGAAACUCCUCCAGACCAGCCAGCCUGGCCGCUUAAAGGUGGAGAGAGUGAAAAAUUAAACCUGAAACGGUGACACUCACUGAGCUCCAACCAGACCACAGCCAUGAGCAACGACAAGCAGAGCAAGCAGGUGGCGGAGUGUCCCGGACUUCUGUCCCCGUCCAAAGGCCAGAAAGUCCCGAGGAUGCCCAAGUGCUCCCGCUGUAGAAACCACGGCUAUGUGUCUCCUCUGAAGGGGCACAAGCGUUUUUGCAACUGGAGGGACUGCCAGUGUCCCAAAUGUAAACUGAUAGCUGAGAGACAGAGAGUCAUGGCGGCCCAGGUCGCCCUUAGACGGCAGCAGGCUCAGGAAGUGGAGCUUGGGAUUUGUAGUCCGGUGGCUCUGACCGGCCCUGAGGUGAUGGUGAAGAAUGAAGCUGGAGCCGACUGCUUGUUCUCUGUGGAGAGACGAUCCCCGACACCCACCAGUACCUCCACUGCUUCUCUUGCUGCCACAGGGAGUCGCUCGGCACUGUCCCCCAGCCCGUCAGCCGGUGCCCGGGCUCAUACUGAUGGCCCGUCUGAUCUGCUGCUGGAAACUUCCUAUUACAACUUCUACCAGCCCUCCCGCUACCCCGCCUACUACGGCAACCUUUACAACUACCAGCAAUACCAGCAGAUGCCUCAUGAUGGUCGCCUGUCUAACCACAACGUGCCCUCUCAGUACCGCGUGCAUUCCUACUACCCAGCAGCCACCUACCUGACUCAGGGCCUGGGCACCAGCGCCUGUGUGCCGCCCCUCUUCAGCCUGGAUGACAACAACAACUGCUCUGAGACCAUGGCAGCCUCCUUCUCACCCAGCAGCAUGACUGCGGGUCACGACUCCACCCUGACCUGCAGGUCCAUCAGCUCCCUGGUUAACUCGGAUGUCAGCGCUGAAUGCGCGGCCGGCAGCGUGACACCAAACUUCACUGUCAACUCCAUCAUCGAGGGCUACACCUCCAAAUAAAAAAAGCUAAGGAGAACUCAACACAACAACAUAGCAAACGCUGUUACUGCAGA
This is a messenger RNA of Plectropomus leopardus (leopard coralgrouper), 1063 nucleotides long. It is a transcript of the gene dmrt1, whose product is annotated as doublesex and mab-3 related transcription factor 1. The record is from RefSeq and is a predicted model, not a curated record. Gene Ontology annotation, biological process: sex differentiation; regulation of transcription by RNA polymerase II. Lineage: Eukaryota; Metazoa; Chordata; Actinopteri; Perciformes; Serranidae. Gene Ontology annotation, molecular function: DNA-binding transcription factor activity, RNA polymerase II-specific; RNA polymerase II cis-regulatory region sequence-specific DNA binding. Gene Ontology annotation, cellular component: nucleus.